Messenger RNA from Scutellospora calospora, 187 nucleotides. The record is from the annotation of a GenBank genome assembly. Lineage: Eukaryota; Fungi; Glomeromycota; Glomeromycetes; Diversisporales; Gigasporaceae.
AUGAACUCUACUGCGAAAAAGCCGUUAAUUUGCCGUCCGAUUCCUCAUGAAAUAGUGAAUUUUGCCAUCGAAACUAUUGAAACAUUCGACGAAAGUGACCUUCGUAUUCGUGAUGGUAUGAUAUUUACGGGUGUCAUGCUAUUAAUAAUGGCAGCUUAUACCUUUUGGAGUGAUAGAAAACCCGGAC